CUCUGCAGCGACAGCGACCAGCCAUGCAGUCGCGCGGCGGACGCCCGGCCGCGGCCAUGGACGCGGUGCUGCUGCUGCUGGCCUCGGCGUGCCUCCUCGCCGGCGUCCUGCUGCACCUCUUCUACCGCAGGCGCUACUCGCACUGGCGGAGGCGCGGCGUGCCGGGCGCCGAGCCCAGCUUCCCCUUCGGCAACUACGGCGCGGUCGCGGGCGGCCGCGCCAACUUCCUGCAGGUCACCAACAGCCUGGCGGCCGCCCACCGCGGCGUGGGCUACUGCGGCGCGUUCCGCUGGCACAAGCCCGUGCUGCUCGUGUGGGAGCCCGAGCUGGUCAGGCAGGUGCUGAGCGCCGACUUUGCCAGCUUCCACGACCGGGGGCCGCCCGCCGACCGGGGGGACCCGAUGAGCCAGACGCUGUUCAACAUGGACGGGCAGCGGUGGCGGAACCUCAGGAGCCGGCUGACGCCCGCCUUCUCGUCGGCCAAGGUGAGGGGCAUGCUGCCGCUGAUGCUCGACGUCGCGCGGGAGCUCGUCAGCCAGACGGCCCUGGAGGCCGAGAGGAGCCCGCAGCACGAGGUCGACAUGGGCCGGCUGCUGUCGCACUUCGCCACGGACGUGAUCGGCUCGGUCGCCUUCGGCAUCCAGUGCAACACGCUCCGCGACCACGACAACGAGUUCCUCGCCAUGUCCAAGAGGCCCUUCCAGCAGACGCUCCGCAGGCUGGUCCGCCACGCGCUCAUCGCCAUCCACCCGAGGCUGGGCGCGCUCCUGCCCUUCAAGAGGAUCUUCCCGGACGUGCACACCUUCUUCAUCGACCUGAUGAAGGACACGGUGGAGCAGCGCGAGCGGCACAAGGUGGUGCGCAAGGACUUCGUCCAGCUCAUGCUGCAGGCGCGCUCCGCCGAGCUGGCCGACGCGGACGACCCGGAGCACCACAUCGAGCUCACGCCCGAGGUGAUGGCGGCGCAGGGCUUCAACUUCUUCUCCGCCGGCCUCGACACCUUCGCGAACACGGUCGGCUUCACUCUCAACAGGCUGGCCGGCGACGAGGAGCUGCAGGACCGGGUGGCGGCCGAGGUGCGGCGGGUGGCCGGCGAUGAGCACGCCGCCGGCGAGCUGUCGUACGACGCGCUGCAGGGCAUGGACCUGGUCAAGCGCGUGGUGCUGGAGGGCCUCCGGCUCUGGUCGCCGCAGGACGUGCUCGUGCGUCGGUGCAACGCGACCACCCGCGUGGGCGACCUGACCGUCGAGGAGGGUCGCGAGGUCCUGGUCGUCGCCAGCGUCAACAACACGGACGAGGACAUCUUCCCGGAGCCUGCCCGCUUUGACCCGGACCGGCACACGGCCGAGAACCGGAAGCGGCGGCACCCCUACGCCUUCCUGCCCUUCGGCGAGGGCCCGCGCGCGUGCAUCGCCGAGCGCUUCGCCCUCCUCGAGAUGCAGCUGGCCCUGGCGGUCCUCGUCCGGGCGUUCCGCUUCUCGCCGGGGCCCCGCUACGAGAGGGAGGUCCAGCUCGACACGAAGACGAUUUUCCACUCGCCGAAGAACGGCUUCCCCCUCAAAGUCGAAGUGCGGCAUUUCGACAAAUGACGUUUCAAAGUUUAUCCAGAAACCAAAAAAUGACGUUUUAAGUUCAUCCAGGAACCAGAGAACGUGAAGUCAUGAAGUGUCGCUUAAUGGUGUAGGCGGUGUAGGCGGAUCUCAAGACGAAUCAUCCAGAGCAUAGUGGGAGUGGGACUCUACCCCCGUGUUAAAUUUCUUUUCAUAAUUAAUAUAAGAAGCGUGUAUGCAUCGAUUCAAUUUAUUGCUAAAUAUCAGCACAAGUCAAUAUUGUGUUUCUCAGAAAUGCUAUUUCAGACAAAAUGAUUGAAUCGAAUUGAAUACUGUCACUGUGCACGAGCUUGUGCCUCCUCGUUGCAAAGAACGAAUAUACUGCAGUAUGUAAAAAUAAAUUUCACGAAAAAAGAUGUCUGAUAUUAAA
This is a messenger RNA of Frankliniella occidentalis (western flower thrips), 1980 nucleotides long. It is a transcript of the gene Cyp6t3, whose product is annotated as probable cytochrome P450 6a13. Bases 24 to 1589 code for a protein of 521 amino acids. The record is from RefSeq and is a predicted model, not a curated record. Gene Ontology annotation, molecular function: heme binding; iron ion binding; oxidoreductase activity, acting on paired donors, with incorporation or reduction of molecular oxygen. The transcript has a single exon. NCBI's taxonomy places the organism in Eukaryota, Metazoa, Arthropoda, Insecta, Thysanoptera, Thripidae.